AUGCAGGAACAUGUGAAAGUUGUUGCUAUAUAUUGCGAUGAAGAUAAAGUUAAACGUGCAGGACCUGGUGAGAAUUUGAGAGUUCGUAUUACUGGUAUAGAAGAUGAGGACAUCCUCUCAGGUUUUGUCUUAUCCAGCACUGUGAAACCUGUCCCUGUUGUUACUGAGUUUGUAGCCCAACUACAGAUCCUUGAGCUGCUUGACAACGCUAUUUUUACAGCUGGUUACAAGGCAAUUCUCCACAUCCAUGCGGUGGUUGAGGAGUGUGAGAUAAUCGAAUUGAAAAGCCAAAUUGAUCUCAAGACAAGGAAACCCAUGAAAAAGAAAGUUUUGUUUGUGAAGAAUGGUGCUGCUGUCGUUUGUAGAAUCCAGGUUACGAACUCCAUCUGUAUUGAAAAAUUUGCGGAUUUCCCUCAACUUGGAAGAUUCACUCUACGAACUGAAGGAAAAACAAUUGCUGUUGGAAAGGUGAUUGAGCUCUCAAGUGCUGCCUCAAGCGCUUGAUCCAAAUUUUGUGAGAGAAAAGGAGACGGCUUUCGGGUUGCACCAAGAGGGAGAUUAGGAGAAUGCUUCAUGAAUGAUUCGGACUAAGAAAUCUGAUUUCCCUAACACCCAAAUCCUAUUCCUUUUUCACAGUGCACAGUUGAGGUUUGAGAUUCACAAGCUGCGGAGAGGUGUAACCUGAGACCAGUUUUUCUUGAUAUUUUAAAGCUAGAGAGAAUUAUGAUGACCAUGAGUGAGAGUUUUCUUGUUUUUUUUUUGUCAAGUUCAAAUUUACAGUUACUAUGACUACCUCCCCUUUUGGCCGACGAGUCUUGGAGAUUGCUAUUUCAUAGUUGAGGAAACACUAUUUGUUCCGUAAUACCUCUUAGUCAAGUUCGGUUUUCUAGCCU
Camelina sativa (false flax) is the source of this 893-nucleotide messenger RNA. The record is from RefSeq and is a predicted model, not a curated record. NCBI's taxonomy places the organism in Eukaryota, Viridiplantae, Streptophyta, Magnoliopsida, Brassicales, Brassicaceae.